Molecule: messenger RNA, 894 nt
Organism: Lacerta agilis (Sand lizard)
Lineage: Eukaryota; Metazoa; Chordata; Lepidosauria; Squamata; Lacertidae
Gene: CHMP6
Product: charged multivesicular body protein 6
Exons: 8
Coding region: 61-663 (200 amino acids)
Biological process (GO): vesicle budding from membrane; late endosome to vacuole transport via multivesicular body sorting pathway
Cellular component (GO): multivesicular body; ESCRT III complex
Source: RefSeq, a predicted model, not a curated record
AGUCGAGGGGGCCGGGGUGGGGCCAAUGUAGGCCAGGGCCGCGCGGGCGGGGCCGGGGCGAUGGGGAAUCUGUUCGGGCGCAAGCGGCGGAGCCGGGUCACCGAGCAAGAUAAGGCCGUGCUGCAACUGAAACAGCAGCGGGACAAACUAAAGCAAUAUCAGAAAAGGAUAUCGCUGCAGCUGGAGCGGGAGAGGGCUUUUGCUCGGCAACUAUUAAAAGAUGGCAAGAAAGAGAAAGCAAAGUUUCUGCUGAAGAAAAAACGGUAUCAAGAGCAAUUGCUGGACAAGACAGAAAACCAAAUUAGCAACCUGGAACGCAUGGUCCAGGAUAUUGAAUUCACACAAAUUGAGAUGAAAGUGAUUGAGGGCCUCAAAAUUGGUAAUGAGUGUUUAAAUAAGAUGCACCAGGUUAUGUCAAUAGAAGAAGUGGAAAGGAUCAUGGAUGAAACCCAGGAAGCUGUGGAAUACCAGAGGCAAAUAGGUGAAAUGCUGGCUGGCAGCUUCACUGUAGAAGAUGAAGAUGCCAUUUUAGCAGAAUUAGAUGCCAUCACUCAGGAACAGAUAGAUCUUCCAGAGGUUCCAUCAGAGCCUCUCCCGGAAAAGAUUCCAGAAACAUCGCCGGUCAGAGUCAAACCAAAGCCAGAAUUGGUGGCUGCAUCUUAACUCCAUUUCCUGGGGGGGAUCCCUGCAGGCUAUCCUGGACUCCCAGCAUGCCUAGGGUGCAAGAGGCUUCCGUGGUGUCCCAUUGGCUCUGAACAGCCAACGCCGGAGCAGGUUUCCUGCACAGAAUGGAAGCUGUAAACUGGUUAAUAUCCCAUAUCAAGAUUAUUUUGUAGUGUGCACACUCCCUUUUUUUGUAACGUAAACUGGAUUAAAUGGUGACUCUCGAAACCC